Molecule: messenger RNA, 460 nt
Organism: Racocetra persica
Lineage: Eukaryota; Fungi; Glomeromycota; Glomeromycetes; Diversisporales; Gigasporaceae
Source: the annotation of a GenBank genome assembly
UAUAAAAAUUUGAAUAAUGAUCUUGAAGAACAAGCCUCUUUUCAGCUUUAUUUUGAUAUCGACUUAGAUUCUUUUAAUAAAAAUAUCCUAACUGAUAUUACUACUAAAGAAAAAAAUUUACAUGUUGUCGAUCUAGUAGUUAAUGCAAUUAGUGAUAGUGAUGAAUAUAUCUAUGAUAAUUCAAUUAUAAUUGAUGAAAUUAAUAAACCAUCUACUAUAAAUAUCAAUAUCGAUAUUGCAAGUGAAAUUUGUGAAACAAGCGAUAGUUCUACAGAUGAAGUUGAACAAAAAUAUGCAAGGCUACAUCAAGCGCAACGCAUUCUUAAUGAAUCAAAGACUUUUCAUAAUCCUCAAAGAUUUCUUAAUAAUAUGAAAUCAAAAUUAAACCCGCUUGAGAAAUUCGUUGAAGAUAUUUUGAACCAUGAAAAUAGGCAUACGUUACCACGAACCUGGAAGGACA